This is a messenger RNA of Leptopilina heterotoma, 2158 nucleotides long. RefSeq names its product cholesterol 7-desaturase nvd 1 (gene nvd). The transcript is spliced from 5 exons. Gene Ontology annotation, molecular function: 2 iron, 2 sulfur cluster binding; chlorophyllide a oxygenase activity. The coding region runs from base 288 to 1544 and encodes 418 amino acids. Gene Ontology annotation, cellular component: chloroplast. Gene Ontology annotation, biological process: chlorophyll biosynthetic process; cholesterol metabolic process. NCBI's taxonomy places the organism in Eukaryota, Metazoa, Arthropoda, Insecta, Hymenoptera, Figitidae. The record is from RefSeq and is a predicted model, not a curated record.
UUGACUUCCUUAUUGAAUUCUCAAAGAAAACAAGAAAUCUUAAAAUGAAAGAAAGGGCACGAUAAUUUUUUGAAAAUUUUCCCCAUAUUAUAGACAAUAUAUUUUUUAAAAAAUUCUCAAUUUCAGAUAUGUGAAGGAAUACCUUUUAAAUUCAGUUUAUACAUGAUUUUAUAUUUAAACUCCAAUUUCAAUUUCAAUACUAACGAUAUUGGAUUAUCAAGAAAAGAAACUGUGAUCAAGAAAUCACAGUGAGUUAAGGAUUAAAUAAAGAAGAGGAAUCAACUAAGAUGUUGGAAUGGUGGAUUCAAAACACCCUUACUGCCUUACUAGUCUUAAUAUUCACAAUAAUCAUCAUACUAGUUUACUUUGCAUUAUUUGUUAACAUCAACUGGGUCAAGGGACGAAAAUUCCAAACUGGUGACAAAGAUUUUAUCCUAAGAAACAAAAAGAGAGGAAAUUUACCGCCCGUUUUUCCAAAUGGUUGGUAUGCUGUUUCAGAAAGUUCUGAACUUAAAAAGGGACAAGUAAAACAUGUAAUUGCUCUCGGAGAAAAUUUUGCAAUUUUUAGAACUGUAUCAGGAAUUGUAAAAAUUUUAGAUGCCUAUUGCCCACAUUUGGGUGCAAAUUUGGGGCAAGGAUUGGUAAAAGGCGAAUGUUUAGAAUGUCCAUUUCAUCAUUGGCUCUUUCGUGGAGAUGGUUAUUGUGAAAACAUACCUUAUUCAGAAAAAGUACCGGUCAAUGCAAAAACAAGGACUUGGGAAUCAUGCGAGGUAAAUAAUUUGAUCUUCGUUUGGUACCAUGCAGAAUCUGAAGAACCAAACUGGAGACCUCAGGCUGUCCCAAAAAUUUCUAAUGGUACUUGGAGGUAUCAAGGGAAAAAUGAAUUUUACGUCAACAGUCACAUUCAGGAUAUUCCAGAAAACGGUGCUGAUGUGGCCCACCUGAAUACAGUGCAUGGACCAGCAAUGUUUCUAAACAACAUUUUCCCUGGUCUGAUGAGACACUCAUGGUCUGAUGCAAAGUGGAUGGCAUGCAAAAAUGAUUCAGAAAUACAAGAAAUACCCCAAACUGACGGAACAGUUUCGAAUGGAAUAAACAGAAAAAAAAGUUGCGAAACGAUGCAGAAACAUAAGGCCAUUCUUCAUCUCAAACACAGUUUGAUUUUGCUCGAGAAAUUCAAAUUAUUAGAAUUGUCAGUAAAGGCGGUGCAAAUUGGUCCAGGAUACGUUGAACUGCAACUCGAUAGUUUUUGGGGUUCCAUGUACAUCCUUCAAACGGUAACUCCAGUUGAGCCAAUGUUGCAACGUAUAACUCAUCACAUGUACUCGUCGCGAAGUCUCGGUCCUUAUGCGAAAAUCGUAAUAAUCGGAGAAACAUUAAUGUUUCAACGAGACAUCGAAAUCUGGAACAACAAAACCUUCACGAAAACUCCAUUAUUAGUAAAACAAGAUCGUGCAAUUACAGAAUUUCGUAAAUGGUACUCGCAAUUUUAUUCUGAUAACAGUCCGACUUUCCAGACAGCGUCGAAAUCCCUCGAUUGGUAGUUUAUAAAUAACUCAAACUUGUAUUCUUUUUAUCUAUUUCUUCGGCAAAUUAUUAUACGAAUGGAUAAACCCACCUAUUUAUUUAUUGUCACAACUCAGCAAAGUCACUGCGUUAUACUCAGUUAUACUCACUAUUAACUCAAUUAGCGAUAAAGAAUGUCACAUCGUCACCUUAAUACGUAAACUUCAUAAUACCACUUUAGGUCAAAAAUUACUUUUUAAUGUUAAAAGUAGCAUUUUCAAUAAAUAAAUAUAACAAUUAUGUUUCAGACACAAUCGGGGUGGUCACAAGAUUCAGUUUAGCAAUUUCCCUGAUAAUUUACUGACAUUAAAAUUAUUUUCCUUGACAAAAUUCUUUUUACAGAAAAAAAUUUAAAUUUAAGGAGAAUUUAUAAAAAUGAAUAUAUUGAUAACAUCAAGAGUCUAUUCUACUUUGUCCUCAAGUACUUUUUGAUAAAUACAGGCCUCAGGUCGACUUUAAGGCGCAAAAAAAGUUGCUUUAGUCGAUUAAAAAUACAAAAAAGUCGUUCAUUUAAUUCAGUGUUGUUUUAAAAUUAUUUAAAACUUCAACAAUUUUAUUGAAUAAAUAUUUAAAUAAUUUUCAAUUGUUUUAC